GGGGGGUGGGGGGAAGAUGGCGGCUGCUAAACCGGGUCGGAGUGGUGGCUGAGCUGACUACAUCUAGGAAGCUAUCCCGUGGUACUUUGGGCUCAGAUACUUGGAAGUGAAGAUCCUGGUGUGGAUUGAGAGAUCUCUGUGCUUUGUUGGAGAACUUGUGGAAAAGCCUGUAACUUAGAACCAGAGUUUUAAUUCCAAAAUCAAAACAAAGUUCGCUAACCCGGAUGUUAUACUUUGUAAAACUACGUCACAUGUUCACUGUGCAAAUCGAGUUGGUCAAACCUGCCCAACCUGGGUUGCCUGACUGUCAGAGAUGCUUAAACCUGUACUCUUCUUUAGCUUAAUUUGGAGGAAUGGAUAGGUGCCCAGCUGGCAAUAUCAUACUCAAAAUCAAGUUAAUAAUUUAUAGCAUUACAUAAUAGAAUAACAUAAUGGUGGACUUACUAAAAGAAAAUACAAAACCUCAGCUUAUCAUAUUUUUUCAAAAUUGAAGGCAGAUUCCUGGUUAACAAUGCCUGGCAAAAUCACUUUGCAACUGGUUUUCCUAUCAGUCGAUUAACCUUCAUGUGCAGCAUUGUUUGCUAUUGAUUUCUGAGUCAUGGGACGAAAGGGAGUGUGCUGUUGCUGUGCUGCUUUGCGACCUCGCUACAAGCGUCUAGUAGAUAACAUAUUUCCUGAAGAUCCAAAAGAUGGUCUUGUUAAAGCUGACAUGGAGAAGCUGACUUUCUAUGCUGUUUCUGCACCAGAAAAGCUGGAUCGAAUUGGUGCUUACCUAGCAGAGAGACUGAGCAGAGAUGUUGUCAGGCAUCGCUAUGGGUAUGUUUUAAUUGCCAUGGAGGCAUUGGACCAACUUCUAAUGGCUUGCCAUUCUCAAAGCAUAAAACCGUUUGUGGAAAGUUUCCUUCGUAUGGUGGCCAAGCUUCUAGAAUCAGGCGAACCAGAGCUGCAAGUUCUUGGAACUAAUUCUUUUGUCAAAUUUGCCAACAUUGAGGAAGACACACCUUCCUAUCACAGACGCUAUGACUUCUUUGUGUCUCGAUUCAGUGCCAUGUGUCAUUCAUGUGACCACGAUCCAGAAAUACAAACCGAGAUCAGAAUUGCUGGAAUCAGGGGCAUUCAGGGAGUGGUUCGAAAAACAGUUAAUGAUGAACUUCGAGCGACUAUAUGGGAACCUCAGCACAUGGACAAGAUCGUACCAUCAUUGCUGUUUAAUAUGCAGAAAAUAGAAGACAUUGACAGCAGAAUAGGCCCUCCAUCCUCUCCUACAGGAGGAGAGAAAGAGGAAAAUCCUGCUCUGCUGGCUGAGAAUUGUUUCAGGGAACUACUAGGACGAGCAACCUAUGGAAAUAUGAAUAAUGCAGUCAGACCAGUUUUCGCGCAUUUAGACCAUCAUAGACUAUGGGAUCCCAAUGAAUUUGCUGUUUCCUGCUUCAAAAUCAUCAUGUAUUCUAUACAGGCACAAUAUUCCCAUCAUGUAAUACAAGAAAUUCUUGGACACCUUGAUGUUCGCAAAAGGGACUCGCCACGAGUUCGUGCUGGCAUUAUUCAGGUUCUUCUGGAAGCAGUUGCAAUAGCAGCUAAAGGUUCAAUAGGCCCAACAGUUCUGGAGGUUUUUAAUACCUUGUUGAAGCACUUGCGCAUCAGUGUUGACUUUGAGCUGGGCGAUAGGCGCAGUUCAGCAGGAAGUGCCACUUUCAGCACAAGCUCCAAGGAGAGUGAUGAGAGAAUUGUCCAGAAUGCUAUUAUUCAAACAAUUGGAUUUUUUGGAAGCAAUCUCCCAGAUUACCAGAGAUCAGAGAUUAUGAUGUUCAUUAUGGGAAAAGUACCUGUUUUGGGGACAACUUCACAAUCGCUGGAUACCAGUCACCUUGGAGAUUUGGGAACUAGGAGGAUUCAAAUCAUGUUAUUGAGAUCUUUACUUAUGGUGACUUCAGGAUACAAAGCAACAACGAUAUCUAAUGCACUUCCUCCCCCGUUUCUGGACCCGUUAUUGUCUCCUUCCCUCAUGGAAGACUCCGAGCUAAGGCAGCUGGUCUUGGAAAUACUGCAUAAUCUCAUUGAUCGGCAUGACAACAGAGCAAAGCUCAGAGGGAUACGAAUAAUACCAGAUGUUUCUGAUCUAAAGAUAAAACGAGACAAAAUUUCAAGGCAAGAUGUAAGCUUCAUGAAAAAGCAUGGUCAGCAGUUAUACAGACACAUCUACUUAGGCUGUAAAGAAGAAGACAAUGUCCAAAAAAACUUUGAACUGCUGUUUACAUCUCUAGCUCUUAUCACAAUUGAACUAGCCAAUGAAGAAGUGGUUAUUGAUCUCAUUCGGUUAGCUAUUGCUUUGCAGGAUAUUGCCAUCAUCAAUGAGGAUAAUCUGCCAAUGUUUAAUCGUUGUGGUGUCAUGGCAUUGGUUGCAGCGUAUCUAAACUUUCUGAGUCAGAUGAUUGCGGUUCCUGCCUUUUGUCAGCAUGUCAGCAAGGUUAUCGAAACCAGGAGUCUGGAAGCAUCUUAUUUUCUACCAGAAACAAUUUUCAAAGACAAAAGCAAUCUUCCAAAAUCCUUAGAGAAGCAUGAAAAAAAUUUAUUUUUCCUGACAAACAAGAUUGCAGAAUCAUUAGGAGGCAGUGGAUACAGUGUGGAAAGAUUGUCGGUUCCAUAUGUACCCCAGGUAACAGAUGAGGACAGACUCUCCAGGAGGAAGAGUAUUGUGGACACGGUAUCUAUUCAGGUGGAUAUUCUGCCUGGCAACCACACAGAGGAUAAGGUUGAUACUACUGAAGAAAUCACAUUUGAAGCUUUGAAGAAAGCAAUUGAUAACAAUGGACUUGAAGAACAGGAAAAAGAAAAAAGGCGUCUUGUGAUUGAAAAGUUCCAAAAAGCACCAUUUGAAGAAAUCGCAGCACAAUGUGAAACCAAAGCAAACUUGCUUCACGAUAGACUUGCACAGAUACUGGAACUCACCAUUCGUCCUCCACCUAGCCCCUCAGGAACGAUGACCAUUACUGCUGGACAUGCUCAUUACCAAUCUGUUCCGGUCUAUGAGAUGAAGUUUCCAGAUCUUUGUGUGUAUUAAGUGUCUUCUGAAGUCUGCUGGACAUUAUUUAGAGUAGAGUACAAUAGAAAGAACAAGAUGAGUUUUCAAAUUUUAUUGUUUAUUUAUCUAAACUAACUUUAAAAUAAUGAUGAACAUGAGCCAAAUACAGAUUACUCUAGCCAAACUCAUGAGACUGUCCUGAGUUGUUUUCUUCUGUAAUAUACUUGAAGUUAGGUUUUUCAUAUAUCAUGUUUCUUCAUUUUCAUAUUUGAAUACAUGUAAAAGUCAAAUUUAAAACUUGUCUUGCCGUACAGAUGAAUAUUUCAGUUACGCUAGGAAUUUGUAUUUCUGUAAAUUCCAUUAAUUUUAGACAUUGUAACUGAAGAACGUGUUAAAGCUUGCAUUUUUUUUCUUUUUCUUUUUUCUCCCUCCACCUCAAUUAUAUAUCUAAAUAGAAUGCUUUUGGCUUGCUUCAUCUUAAUAACUGUACCCAGAGGAGCGCUACCUUCGCUCCCUUUUGUUCAUGCUCUCAUAGCUAGCCAACUUGUUUAUUUUGGAAUAUACGGAAAAAAACAAUACCUUACAUGUGUUCAAGUACAGUAAAUGAAUUAAUGGACACUUGUUAAGUAUUUUUUUGAUGCAUCACAUAACAUGCUUUUUAGAUAUAUAUGCCCAGUAUAUGUCCUGUGUUUCUUGCUAAAAGUUAACUGCUUUGCGUAAGAGAGGAGAAACCCCCUCUUGAAGCACGGAACUGUGCAAUAUUUUUCAUGUCUUAAGGUGUAUGGUUUACAAACUGUACUUUUGAAAAUGCAGUAGUAUUUUACUGUCUGCUUUAGUAUAAAUACAUGAGAGAUAUAUUUAGUAUAGCAGAAAAUAAACUGAGGGCAUUUUAAAUCAUAAAUACAGAAAUUACAAAUAUAUUCUAUGAGGUAUUUCUCUGUAGUUUAUUACAGCUUUUUAAUGAUAUUUUAGAAAUUGAAAGAAAACUGGAUUAAACCAUUUAAAGACCAAGAAUUUAUUACAUAUAUUUUCAAGCAAAAGCAUUUUUAGAGAUGCAUCUCUGUGUUCAUUUUUGUUUCAUUUCUCAAACCUUUCUAGAAAUAAGGAAAAUGUGGUAACUUUCAUAGGUUUAUGUAUCUGAGUAUACUAUUCAAAUGUAAAUAAAGUAAAACAGAUACAGUAAAUCACUGAGCUUUUGAUGAUAAUUGUCAAUACCGUCUUUAUGACUCACUAAAUUCUGCAGGCAAAAAGAAAAACCAGUUUUCAUUGAUGCCAUGAAUAGUAAGUUUGAAGUCCCUUAAUCUAUCUGAAUUUGACUGAAGCAGCAUAAACAUGAAUGAGUGUUCUCAAAGAUCUAUAAUAAAUGUAAGACGUUAAGUUACCCAGCAGUUUAAACAGUGAUCAGGCCAUGAACAAAGUGAUCUGACUGCCAUUUGCCUUGCUUUGAGCAGGAGCUUCAUUUAGAUGACCUUCAGAAAUCCCAAUCUAAAUUAAUCUAUGAUUGCAUAAUUGUAAGAUCUGAAUGGUUAUCAGGCCAGCUAGUUUGCUGACUGUUGAGCAUUUGCAAAGCCACUGUAUAACAGAUUUUAAGUUUUUUGAACUGUAGAUCAGUAUUCUGCUGGACUACUUUUAAAAGCCUGAUAUGACAUAACAUCAGAGAAAUAUCAGCUACUUAAACCUAUGAGACAACAUGCUGAGACUUUCAGAAAGCAUUCAAAAAACUCAAAAGGUAAUUGAGACCUUCUUUUCAGUUUAACAGUGCAAUCACAGCUGUUAGUGGAUGACGAAACAGCCCCUUAUCUACAGCAUUCCGUUGUGAUUUUUACUGCUGCAGCGUAUCAGCCUGAUCAGACCACAGUCUACACAUAAAUAGGACUCGUUAUCACUCUAGCUUUUAGUUUUCACUUGGUUUUGGGUUUGGUUUUUUUUUAAGGUAAGACAUAAUAGUUUUUCAGCAUUUUUUAAAUAGUAAAUCUAACAUAGGGAUACGAUGUAAACCACUUAUCCACUCUGUCAUUUUUUAAGAAUAACACUGUGCACUUUUGUACAAAAAGAAAAUAAGAAAUCUAAGAAAUAAAGAAUGUACUUCUGUUUGCACUCUUGCAGUAUGGAGACUGUGCUGUAAAUACAGGAUUGUUUCUGUGAUUGAAUUCUGUUGCAUGAAUGCUGCAUGUGAAAAUAACUAGAUUCAGCAUUUCAUUUUCUGUUCUGUUUAUGAAGUAUUUUUCAUUUAUGCUGAUGAUUUUGAACGUUUUCAGUGUUCAAAUGAGCUUUGUUUGGGAAAUGCAGGUGUUGUGCAGGUAUCGUGCAGGGAGUGAAGAGCUUGUAACACUCUGUGUGUUCACAUGAUACUUAAUUUCUUCCUUUCUGGAAAUUCAGGGAGUCUGUAAGUUGGUAAUUGGUUCACUCUGGCCUUUCUGGACAGCUGGGAGAUGGGAGUGACUGUAAAAUGAUUUGUUUUGGUAGCUAUUGUAAUAUGUAGCUAGUGAGUGAAACCAAAUGAAUUAAGAAUGCUGUUGUACAGUAUAAAGCUGCUUUGUUUCACUUAUCUCUUUGUGGUUUUGAGACAAGUUGCAGAACUUCAAAGCUCCAUGUGCAUACUGGCCCUGUGUUAUCUGCAACACAUUGAGUACUAUCACAAUGUUUAUAAAUUGGUAUCCAGCUGUUUAAAUGUAUUCCAGCUUUUUGCUUUGGGUUUUCUUUCCCAUUGUGUCAUUUUGAAAAAGUAUAGCUUUUGGUAGUGGUCACUUUAAAGUAAAUUAAAUCCUUGUUAUUUUUAAAAGGUAGAAAUAGCCUGUUGUCCAAAAUCAGAGUAGGGCUAAUUUGUCUGUUAUUCUGAUGGUCAUAUAUUCUGUACUGUACGUAAUGAAUCAGUUUCAAUAAAUGUAAGAACACACUGUGCAAUCUAUAUUUAAGCAAUAAAAUAAACCAAAA
Grus americana (Whooping crane) is the source of this 5956-nucleotide messenger RNA. RefSeq names its product EFR3 homolog A (gene EFR3A). Lineage: Eukaryota; Metazoa; Chordata; Aves; Gruiformes; Gruidae. The record is from RefSeq and is a predicted model, not a curated record. The transcript is spliced from 27 exons. Gene Ontology annotation, biological process: protein localization to plasma membrane. Gene Ontology annotation, cellular component: plasma membrane. Bases 599 to 3061 code for a protein of 820 amino acids.